CUCCCCGUGGGCCGAGCAGCGGCGGCGCUGAGCGGUCAGGGCGGAGCGGAGGAGCCGGUGACUCAGCGACGUCCGCUGGAGCGAGGCUGAGCGGUGAGGACCUGCAGCUGCGGCGCUGAAGACCCCCGGGUGGGAGAGGGGUAAUCUCGAGCGGACCAGGGCCACCACGGAGGUCCCAGCAUGCACCGACUACCGGGGAGAGUGGGGGAGGACAGCCUGAUCGAGAUGAGUCCCACCGACUCCUUAAGCGAUGACGUUAAUGGGUAUCACCACAACGCCUCAUCCAGCGCAGGAUCUUUCCAGGAUGGACAGCCAACGUGUCCCCGAACACCCGAAGUAUGCCCAGAGACCUGCGAGUCUCUCAGCAGCAGCCUGGCCUCCCUGGCCUCGUCCACCCGCAGUGACACUCCACAGUACGAGUCUCAAACCUCCGAGCAGAUCAGUGCUUUGACGGGGUUUUGGAGAAAGCGGGCACUAUUCCUGAAGUAUCGUUCCAGGGUUGACAAACAAAGACAGAGCAAAGACUCUGUGUUCUUCUGUGACGGAAGGCGCAGGAUUGAUUUUGUCCUGUCUUAUGUUGAUGAUAAAGAUGGUGAAAGAAAACAGGAGAGGAGGAGAGUUUAUGAGGCCAAUUUAGCGAAGGAGGGCCUGGAGCUGGAAACGGAGGACAAAUUAAACUCGGAUGACGGGAAUACCUACUUUGUGAAGAUCCACGCCCCGUGGGAAGUGUUGGCCACCUACGCCGACGUGCUGAAGAUCAAGGUUCCAUUCAUGGCCAACGACAUCGAAGAAAACAACGAGAUGCCCAUGAACUGGUUGUCCACGCCUUUUCGUCUGCCGGAGCACAUCAUGCACCCCUCGCCGGACCACUUCACCGCCCCCUUCAACAAGACCAAGACCGACUUCUUCCUCAUCAAAGACAAAGACACCUUCUUCCCUCCCUCCACUCGCAACAGGAUAGUCAAUUACAUCUUGUCCCGCUGCUCGUACAUCAGUGAAGAAUGUGGAGACAGAGACAAGAAGGGAAUCAAGAGGUUGCUGAACAACGGCAGCUACACCGCCGCCUUCCCUCUGCAUGACUCGAGAUAUUGGACAAGAUCGAAGGACGUCAACUGUGAAAGUGAGAGAUACAAUCUGUACAACCACUGGGCCGGCUUCCUGUCGUUCUUCAAGGAGCAGCCGCUCAACCUCAUCAAGAAGUAUUACGGAGAGAAGAUCGGCAUUUACUUCGCCUGGCUGGGUUUUUACACCGAGAUGUUGUUGUUCGCUGCAAUUGUUGGAACCAUUUGCUUCGUUUACGGGGUCCUUACUUACGACGACAACCAGUGGAGUAAAGAAAUAUGUAGCGCGGAAAUUGGAGGAAAUAUUGUCAUGUGUCCACUUUGUGACAAAAAGUGUAGCUUCUGGAAACUCAACACGACGUGCAACUCCUCGUGGCAAUCGCACCUCUUUGACAACGUGGGGACGGUGUUUUUUGCCAUUUUCAUGGGACUGUGGGUAACGCUGUUUCUGGAGUUCUGGAAAAGGCGGCAGGCCCGUCUCGAGUACGAGUGGGAUCUGGUGGACUUUGAGGAGGAGCAACAAAAGCUGCAGCUUCGCCCAGAGUACGAGACCAAGUGCACCGACCGCAAGCUGAACCGCAUCACUCAGGAAUCAGAGUUGGUUCUUGUCAGGACCACAACAGAUCUAGUGGGGAAAAUAGUUCUGUGCUGGGCCACGGUGAUCCUCUGGAUCUCGUUGAUCAUUGCUUGCAUCAUUGGUGUCAUAGCGUACCGCCUGGCGGUUUACGCUGCCUUCGCCAGCAUCAUGAAAGACAGUCCCACGGUCCAGCUGGAUGUGGUGGGCCCUUACAUCACACCACAGCUGGCCACCUCUGUCACCGCCUCUUGCAUCAACUUCAUCAUCAUCAUGAUUCUCAACCUCAUGUAUGAGAAAGUGGCCGUUUGGAUCACUGACAUGGAAAUCCCAAAGACCCACCUGGAGUAUGAAAACAAGCUGACAGUGAAGAUGUUCCUCUUUCAGUUUGUCAACUACUACUCGUCGUGCUUCUACGUGGCGUUCUUUAAGGGCAAGUUCGUUGGCUAUCCGGGGGAUUACGCUUACAUGUUUGGCGAGUGGAGCAAACUGAGGAAUGAAGAGUGUGAUCCUGGGGGCUGUCUGAUCGAGCUGACCACCCAGCUGGUGAUCGUGAUGACUGGCAAACAGGUGUGGGGCAACAUCCAGGAAGCGCUGGUCCCGUGGCUCAUGAACUGGUGGGGCAGCAGAAAGGCUCGCAACCACCCAGAGAGUGUGUACACCCGCUGGGAGCAGGACCACGACCUCCAGGCCUUUGGCGAGCUGGGCCUCUUCUACGAGUACCUGGAAAUGGUGAUCCAGUUUGGUUUCAUCACACUGUUCGUGGCCUCCUUCCCCUUGGCGCCCCUCUUGGCACUUAUCAACAACAUAAUCGAGGUCAGGGUGGAUGCCUGGAAGCUCACCACUCAGUUCAGACGUCCCAUGGCAGCCAAGGCCCACAGCAUCGGAGCCUGGGAAGAGAUCCUCAGUGGAAUAGCUGUGCUCUCUGUUGUCACAAACGCAUUCAUCGUGGCCUUCACCUCCGACAUGAUCCCUCGGCUGGUGUACAUGUACGCCUACCAGCCGCAGGGCGAGAUGAACAUGAAGGGCUACAUAAACAACAGCCUGUCUGUGUUUAAUAUCUCUGAGUUCAAACCGGCCAACAGGCCAGAAGACGGGGAGAACCCUAUCUGGUUCAACAGCUCCAUCACCACCUGCAGGUAUCGUGACUACCGCUACCCUCCUGGGCAUGAGAAGGAGUACUCUCACACCAUGCAGUUCUGGCAUAUUUUGGCUGCCAAGUUGGCUUUCAUCAUUAUUAUGGAGCAUGUUGUUUUUUUCGUCAAGUACUUUGUGGCCUGGAUGAUUCCCGAUGUUCCUUCCGAGGUCCGAGCACGAAUCAAGAGGGAGCGCUACCUGGUGCAGGAGUCUCUCCACAACUAUGAGGUGGAAAAGCUGAAGAACCAGCUCAGCAGACAGACCCAGGACGAGUGCGCCUGCACACCGAUGAUCUAUCCGUCGUUAACCAAACACGAGGUGCUGUCGGAGUGCCUCUAACCCAGCGAGCUGCUGGGCAGUGAGUCAGACAUCGUGAUGUAGAUUUAUCCGCUCGUGCAUUCUGAUAGCGACCAUCACUGUGCUGCGUUGCCUGUCGAGUCCACAUGCAGACGCUUCCACCAAAGACAGAGCCUAACUCACUUCACAGCCUUCCCUCCACUACUUACCUGCUGGCGAUGGAAAAGCACAUCACUGAAAGACCAAAUCUCUAUGCAUGCUGACAUCUGGAGGCACUUGAAUGUACACAUCUGUCUCACAUGUAUGUACACAUCUGUCUCACAUGUAUGUACACAUCUGUCUCACAUGUAUGUACACAUCUGUCUCACAUGUAUGUACACAUCUGUCUCACAUGUAUGGCUUUUCUCUCUCGCGUGUUGUAACUGUAAGGAUAAAGAUAACUGAAUUUGGCGUGAGGAAGAAGGAAAUCGUCUCGACUGUGUCUAAAGCAGUUUGCUCACCUUUGUUUUAAUGUAAGACUAUUUAUUUUAAGUGCCACUAUAAGUAACCUCGAUGCCUUAAUAUAUCACACACUAAGCUUUGGUUGUGCAAGUCAGGUGGCGAGUUUUGUAUUUCAUGUACAGAGAGCGAGAAUGUCUGGUGUCACAUCACUCUCUUCUCUGUUUAACCAAAAACUAUGAGCUUUGAUAACCUCUCAGCCUUUACGUUGCAGCACAAAUGUAACAUUUGAUUUAAUAUAAGUCCUCAUUUCCCUCUUCACGGGCUGUUAUCAGGCCUGGACCCACUAAUACGUUUCCUCAUAACCGUCCAUCGGUGUUCUCAGGCCGAAGCCUGUCAUGUGCAGAAGCUUUUUAUGAAGAAAAAACUGCUGCUGUUGCUACGGUGGCAGGGACGGACGUUGUCCUGCUGUCCUGCUGUCCGGCCACAUGCAUGCUGACUCCCGUCAGUGACCUUGAAGAUGAGAGGUAGGAGCUUCGAGAGGGGAGACGUGCCCGUGUUUACCAACACUGCAGCUGAUGAAAGCCUGCUCCGCUCACCCAGCUAUGUUUGCUUUAUCACGCCGAGCACAUCAGCCGUCGCCUGCUGCACCUCCUGUGCUUCUGCUCCUCGGUUGUCUGUUGAGAACAAAAGAUGGACAUUCUCUCUUCUUUUUUUUUUUACCUUUGCACAAAGCACUUAAAGAAACACGACUAUCAACACAUGAACCUUGCAGCCUUAUUGUUGUCAUCGUUUUAUGAAUUCAUGAUCCGUGUUUUGAAGUAGCAAAGUGUGAUGAGUUUUAGUGUCGGUAAGGUGGCGUGUGUGUGUGUGUGUAUAUAUGUACACACACCUGUGUAGAGAUAUGUGAGAGGUACACUGAAGCCUUAAUACAACCAAGACUUUGUUUUUUACUGUUUCUCUUUACUUGUUCUAUUUUAUUUUAUUUUUUUAUGUUCUCUCCUAUUUGGCUUUAGUAAUUGUAGUAUUUUUAUUUUAUUAUGCUUAGAGCAGGAAAAGGUCAACGUAUUUAAUGUAUUCUGUUACAUUUUUGCUUUUUUUUAAAUAAAAUUAUUCUUUGUUCUGUCAUUUUUUAUGCCAUAUAUCCAAAUAUACAAUGUAAUAAAGAUACAUCUCUAAAAUAAAGCACCAGUUCAGCUUG
Messenger RNA from Cololabis saira (Pacific saury), 4708 nucleotides. It is a transcript of the gene ano5a, whose product is annotated as anoctamin 5a. The transcript is spliced from 22 exons. Gene Ontology annotation, biological process: chloride transmembrane transport. The record is from RefSeq and is a predicted model, not a curated record. Bases 181 to 3111 code for a protein of 976 amino acids. Lineage: Eukaryota; Metazoa; Chordata; Actinopteri; Beloniformes; Belonidae. Gene Ontology annotation, cellular component: plasma membrane. Gene Ontology annotation, molecular function: chloride channel activity; protein dimerization activity.